Molecule: messenger RNA, 183 nt
Organism: Zygosaccharomyces rouxii
Lineage: Eukaryota; Fungi; Ascomycota; Saccharomycetes; Saccharomycetales; Saccharomycetaceae
Gene: ATP18
Product: F1F0 ATP synthase subunit i
Exons: 1
Coding region: 1-183 (60 amino acids)
Biological process (GO): proton motive force-driven ATP synthesis
Molecular function (GO): proton transmembrane transporter activity
Source: RefSeq, a predicted model, not a curated record
AUGUACAAGAAGUUCCCAACCCCAUUGGUUAAACCAUACUGGCCAUUCUACCUUUCCGGUGCAGUUAUGUUUUAUGCCAUCGGUAAGGCUGCUAAUUCAAGUGCAAACACUCCUGCUUUCAUCAAUGACCCAAGAAACCCACGCUUUGCUAGAGGUGAAAAGCCUGUAGAGUUAAAGAACUAA